AUGCCAGAAAAUCAGGCUACGUCUAGGACAAGGCUUGCACACCUUGCUCAAAAACUUUUCAGAAAUGCCAGAAAAUCAAGCUGCGACCUUGCCGUAGCCCGGAUGCAUCCCGGACAUGUAAGAGAGUUCAUAGUAGGCGGUGAAAAUAAUUUAUGGGCAGUUCCAUCUUCUGUUGACGAGUUCAACAAAUGGGAUAAGAAAACUCAUUUUCGGAUUGGGGUUUCUUUAGUUCUAAAGUAUAAUUUCAAGACUGAUUCAAUGCUGGAAGUGAACGAGGAAGACUACAAAAUCUGUCCAUUUUUCUUCAUCAGUGGAGCUAAAGAACAUCGCCAGAAGGGUCAAAAGCUAGAGGCUAUGGUUCUAUCCGAAAAAGAUGGCUCAGGCCACCAAUUUAUAGCGCAGGCACCUUCUCCUCAUCAUCACCGUCACCACUACCAUGCACCGACGUCAGCCUCGACUAAUGGUGGUAUUGGUUUGAAGGCGAUGGCGGGGUUUAUUUGUGGCACUACGACAGUGGGAAGCAGCGUCCCUGCCGCGGCCAGGAUGCAUCCUGAACUUGGCCAACACAUCGUGCCCACAAACAGUCUAGAAAUGCUUGAAAAUCGUGCUGCGUCCUAA
Molecule: messenger RNA, 618 nt
Organism: Olea europaea var. sylvestris
Lineage: Eukaryota; Viridiplantae; Streptophyta; Magnoliopsida; Lamiales; Oleaceae
Product: early nodulin-like protein 3
Exons: 4
Coding region: 1-618 (205 amino acids)
Molecular function (GO): electron transfer activity
Source: RefSeq, a predicted model, not a curated record